AUGGCCAUCACCAUCUUGCCUAACGCAAGCGAAACGGCCUCCGUCACGUCCAUCUACAAUGCCUCGCGCACCAAAAUCAUCUUUGUCACCUUGGCGUUUGUGAUCUCGUUGGUGUCCUUCGUGUCCCAGACGGAAAUCACGUCCCAGGCGUACCAGCUCGGGUUUUCCGAGCCUGUGGUGUUGUUGUUGGUGACUCACGGCUCGUGGUGGGUGUUCUGGCCCAUCCAGGCGUUUGUGGUGUCGGUGUACAAGACGUACGCCAAGUUCACCAGCCCCACCAACCGUGAGUUCACCAUAAGCAACAACAUCGGCAGUGGCAUGCACGCCCAGCGCAUGAGCACCCACUUGUUGGAGGAGGAAAACGACGUCCGCCAGCAGAUCGUGCCCACUCAGAAGGUCAACUACUGGAAGUACUUCAAGAAGUGCAUCGUCAAGCAGUUCCACAACGUGUAUCACACGUCCAUCUUGAUCUACGAGGCUAACGUCAACGGCGAUACCAGCACCAGCCACUUGAACCAGUUGAUCGACCAGAACCCCCACAUCUCCAACACCAGCUCCAUUACUGCGUGCGUCAGGACGUUCUUGGCCACCCCUGCCAUCCGCUACAUCUUGUGGAAGAGUUUCUUGAUCACCUUGGUGUUGACGGUCGCUGGCAGCACCUGGUACGGUGCCAUGUCCAUGACCUACGCUGCAGACGUCACUGCCAUCUACAACUGCUCGGCAUUCACUGCCUACGCGUUUGCCAUCCCCAUUCUCCACGAGCGCUUCUCGUGGCUCAAAAUGUCCUCCGUCAUCAUCGCUAUCUCUGGGGUCUUCAUUGUGGCCUACUCGGAUGCUGGCUCCGACGAGGACACCGAGUAUCCCUAUAGAUUCUGGGGUAAUUUGAUCAUUUUCGCAGGCGCCAUUCUCUACGGCUACUACGAGGUGCUCUACAAGAGAUACUUGUGCAUCCCACCCCAUUUGACCAAGUUGAUCACACCUCGUCGUCAGAUGACCUUUGCCAACUUCGUGAUGGGACUUCUCGGGUUUUACACCUUUCUGAUCUUGUUCAUAUUGAUUGUGCUCGCCGAUGUUUUGGGCAUUCACAAGUUCAAUUUGAUUCACUACGGGGAAAACACCAGGGUGAUUUGGAGUUGUAUCAGCGGGUCUAUUAUCUCCAAUAUAAUCUUUAGUGCGUCGUUCCUUUCGUUGAUGGCGUUGACCAGUCCUGUUUUGUCCUCAGUCAGUUCUUUGGUUACCAUUUUCUUGAUCGGAUUAGUCGAGUGGUGGCUAUUUGGCAACAGCUUGAGUUUCCAGCAAUUGUUGGGUGAUAUGUUUGUGAUAGUUGGCUUUGUCUUAUUGACGGUUGCUUCCUGGAAGGAAAUCAGCGAAGGCAAUGAUAACGACGAUGUGGAUGCCAUCAGUACCUAUUCAUUUGCGCUCAGUUACGAUGGUUAG
This is a messenger RNA of Suhomyces tanzawaensis NRRL Y-17324, 1437 nucleotides long. RefSeq names its product mannosylinositol phosphorylceramide synthase regulatory subunit. The record is from RefSeq and is a predicted model, not a curated record. The transcript has a single exon. The coding region runs from base 1 to 1437 and encodes 478 amino acids. NCBI's taxonomy places the organism in Eukaryota, Fungi, Ascomycota, Pichiomycetes, Serinales, Debaryomycetaceae.